Messenger RNA from Syzygium oleosum, 591 nucleotides. RefSeq names its product cytochrome c oxidase subunit 6b-2. The coding region runs from base 146 to 379 and encodes 77 amino acids. Gene Ontology annotation, cellular component: mitochondrion; respiratory chain complex IV. Lineage: Eukaryota; Viridiplantae; Streptophyta; Magnoliopsida; Myrtales; Myrtaceae. The record is from RefSeq and is a predicted model, not a curated record. The transcript has 4 exons.
GGAAGGUGUGCUUCCCAGUGGCAAAGAGCGAGCCAUUUUGGUACGGUCUCCUUCGAGAGGCAAAAGAACACGAAGAAAAACUCCCAGCUUCGAUCUUCUCUGCGCGUGGAUCUGUGCGACGCUCAAGCUUUCUUCCAGAUCACUCAUGGCGGACAUUGAACUGAAAACAGCACCAGCUGAUUUUCGAUUCCCUACAACAAACCAGACCAGACAUUGCUUCACUCGCUACAUUGAAUUCCAUAGGUGCAUUGCAGCAAAAGGCGAAGAGUCUGGUGACUGCGAGAAAUUCGCCAAAUACUAUCGUUCCUUGUGCCCUGGGGAAUGGGUGGACAAGUGGAAUGAGCAGAGGGAGAACGGGGCUUUCCCGGGACCUCUCUAAUUUCAGACUUUGGGCAUUCAGUGUGACCCUUAUUGGUCACGGACGUGCAGAUUGUUAUGUUUGUUUCUGAAACUUGGCCCUCUAACUUGUGGAUUUGAUUCUAGAACAAUAAGGCAUCAAAUGGAGCUUUUUGAGUCUGCCGAAGUUACUUCGAUUUCAUCAAACAACAACUCUAUUUUUGUUGAAAAUAUUGCCUUUUCUGGUUGAGUUUA